GAAUUGAGAGAAACGAUGUUUGUUUAGAACUUAAAUAUAUUUCAUUAAAUGGUCUGGUGAGAGAUGUUAGAAAUCAAGUAGGAGUUCUUGGUGCUAACAAGUUAGAAAAGUUAGAUAAGAUCCUUGAGACAGAAGAUGAAGAGUCUUUACUGAAUAGACGAUAUGUAUAUUAG
Messenger RNA from Cetraspora pellucida, 173 nucleotides. NCBI's taxonomy places the organism in Eukaryota, Fungi, Glomeromycota, Glomeromycetes, Diversisporales, Gigasporaceae. The record is from the annotation of a GenBank genome assembly.